Messenger RNA from Oncorhynchus masou masou (cherry salmon), 3721 nucleotides. RefSeq names its product potassium channel, subfamily K, member 12 (gene kcnk12). The coding region runs from base 1056 to 2300 and encodes 414 amino acids. Gene Ontology annotation, biological process: potassium ion transmembrane transport; stabilization of membrane potential. The transcript has 4 exons. Gene Ontology annotation, cellular component: plasma membrane. The record is from RefSeq and is a predicted model, not a curated record. NCBI's taxonomy places the organism in Eukaryota, Metazoa, Chordata, Actinopteri, Salmoniformes, Salmonidae. Gene Ontology annotation, molecular function: outward rectifier potassium channel activity; potassium ion leak channel activity.
CGAUACUCAAGAAAAAAAAGUAAAGCUGGAUUGUUGUCAGAGGGCCAUAGACUCAAAUAUAAAAUAUGUACCCGUUCAACUGCCAUCAACUAAACCGUCAACGAAUGUAUAAUAACAGAAUAUCACUUCAAGUUUGAGUGUUGAUGCUUCGUCGUUGAAGAUUAUUUUUCAACGGUGGUGUCCUCUCCAGACUCUCCCCUCCUCCGCAUAGCCUGUGGUGACGGUGGUGGUAGCUAUGCUGCAUGGGACACAACAGUCUUCGGGAAGUUAGUAUAGCAUGAUCUCAGCAGUGAUCCACAGAUCCGAUGCAAUGUGCUGCCAGUGUCUGUUCUCGACUAUCACUGUCUCAUUAGGACUGCAGCUCCGCGUUAUACCCGCAUCAGAUAGCCUGUCAUGGGAAGAUAGAUUGAGGAGUUGAAUAGGCGAAGAGAAAGAGGAAACAAAAUGACCGAGAUGCGCCCGCAGGAAAUCGCAAUGACUUCUUUCUAUGUGUAGUAAUUCGACCGUGUCAAAUGGUAGUGACAGAAAGUGAUAUAAUAGCCCACCAGGGAUGAGCGGUUUGGUGCAGCAACCCAGCGGAGGAUACUGACUGCAUAUCCGGUCCUAUAGCUUGCACAGUGGUCAAGGUGAAGAGCAAUAGCCGAACAUGUGAUUAGAUUCACUUUGUUGCAUUACCACUAAAGAUAAUUCGAUUGUUUUUGGAUUAGGGGUUGAUGGGUAGCCUAUUGCACUGAUGUGAUAUGCUCUGGAUACCGCAAAAAAAGUAAUCGGUCCCAAUCUAAGGAAUAACGAAAGGUUCUAUCUGUUUGGCUGUUUGGCGUAUCCAGAAUUGGGGUUGGUUCUUCUCGGUUGUCCAGCUUAGCCUAUAUAAUUGAUGAAAAGGUAGACUGGCUUCUGUAAAUGUCCUAUAACGUUUUUGGAAUACGCUCUGAGCCCUUGCACUAUCCUUAGAUAUUUUGUAAGAAGUCUAAAGUGGGGCCAUAAAGUUAUUGGAUGCUCUGUCCAACGCGGGGCGGGUCGCUGUCCGUCGCGCUAGUGGUGCUGAAGUCUGGAUAAUGCCUGGCCAGCGACUGCAAGGCUGCCGCUCCCUCCACAUAAACGAAGACAACGGCCGCUUCUUGCUGCUCGCCGUCUUGAUUAUUCUGUAUCUGCUGUGCGGUGCCGCAGUGUUUUCCGCUAUAGAGCGGCCUUCGGAGGUGCAGGCGCAUGACAGAUGGAACAGGACACUUUUCAACUUCAGCGAGACGUUCAACAUCAGCUUGGAGGAUCUGAACUCUUUUCUACGGGAGUACGAGACAGCUAUUGCCGCGGGGAUCCGAGCUGACGCUCUCAGGCCGCGAUGGGAUUUUACAGGGGCUUUUUACUUUGUUGGGACUGUGGUGUCAACUAUUGGUUUCGGGAUGUCCACCCCGGUGACGGUGGCAGGGAAGGUGUUCCUGAUCUUCUAUGGACUCCUUGGUUGCGCCGCCACCAUCUUGUUCUUUAACCUCUUCCUGGAACGCAUUAUCACCCUCCUGGCCGUGGUAAUGAAGGCCGUGAGGGAACGGCGCAUCCGGAACUCCGGCCUCCUCCCGCCGGGUAUCCGCCAUGACUUCUCGGCGUGUUCGUUCCCGGGGUGGAAGCCGUCGGUCUACCACGUCAUGUUGAUCCUGGGGCUAUCUGCCAUCAUCAUCUCCUGCUGCGCCUCAGCCAUGUACACCCCUGUGGAGGGAUGGGCCUACCUGGACUCACUCUAUUUCUGUUUCGUCACAUUUAGCACCAUUGGCUUCGGGGACCUAGUAUCAAGCCAGAGAGCGGACUAUGAGUACCAGCCGCUGUACCGUCUGGCUAACUGCCUGUUCAUCCUCAUGGGCGUGUGCUGCAUCUACUCUCUGUUCAACGUCAUCUCCAUCGUCAUCAAACAGGUGCUCAACUGGAUGCUUCAGAACCUGUGCUGCCAGCGGUGCAACAUCAGGUCAAACUCUUUCCCGUUGGGACGCCGCAACGCCAUCCGGCCCGGGUCGAGAAUCCGUAAGGGCCGCUUCGGAAUCAGACGCCCGCCCAACUCUGGGGAUUCGGGACCCUGCGACAGUGACACGGAGGGGGGAGGACGCAGACUCUCUGGAGAGAUGAUUUCAAUGAAGGACCUGACAGCCUCGAAUAAGGUCUCACUGGCACUCAUGCAGAAGCAGUUAUCAGAGUCCGCUAACGGUUAUCCCAGGACGGUGUGUGGCGGCUCGAGACAUAACGGGUUCUCUGGAGGAGUGGGUGCUCUGGGGAUCAUGAACAACAGACUGGCAGAGACCAGCAACUCCAGGUAGACCUGUGUAGUGUUUCUCAAUUUCUGGUCCAUGGACAGGCGCUGGUCCGUGAGAUGUGGACUUUCGGUCGGUGAGAUGAUUGACUGACUUAAUGUUUGAAGUCCCCCACGGAGUAAAGACCAUAGCUUGUCAGUAGACCCCUGCAGGGUGGCAGACAAUGUGCUUCAGGAGACUGAGACUGAUGAGGAGAGAAACUGAGAGGAGUUUUAUGGUCUUAUGUGAUUAACUUGAUUUGCUAUCACUCUUGUCAUACUUGAUUAUGUCUUGUUGUUCAAUGGAAGAGCAUAAUGAUAUGCAUGAAACUGUUGGACAUUUUUGGGGAUGGAAUCAACAUCCUGUGAUGAUGAUGAUGAUGAUGAUGAUGGGACAGUUGGAAUGAUACUAUGGGAAGGAGAGGAACCUUCUUGUAACUGUGCUUUUGAAGGUCAAAACACUUGAGACAACCAUGGAAGGAAUUAGUAUAACAUGAGGCCAUAAGCCGACAUAUUGCUCUCUCUGACUCUAAGCCAGAAAGAACAUUUUCACUGAUAUACCAUUGGCAAUCUUCAAAAUAUUUAGUUAGCCAUACCUGAGUACAUCUCUGAGGCUGUGAGUAUCAAACAUCUCAGAGGAAUUAGUUAGCCAUAUGUAGCAAAUGUCUCAGAUAAGAAGUGCUGAUCUAGGAUCAGUUUAGCCUUUUAGAUCAAAUUGAAUACAAUGAACAGGAGGGACCUGAUUCUAGAUCAGCACUCCUUCUCCAAGAUGCUUGAUACAUACUGCCCCAGAUCAGUUUGACAGCAUACUGUACUGGAAGAGGCAACUCUGUGCGACAUUAUCAUCAUGAUCGCUUUGGAGCUAUUUCACUAAGUAUGUCAUUUAUAAGUAGGUUUGAAUGUAUAGGUUGAGUUGGUACUGUACCUGUCAUUCAACACAAAGAUAACUACAGUAUGAUAUAGCACAUAUAUAGCUAUGCCAUCCAUGUCUCAUUGUGAAGAACAAUAGGAACACAUCAACAUAUCAGAUCCAUUUACAGACCAGGCCUGAAGUAUGGAAGCUGAACCAUAGAGAGCAUAACGUGACCUUAGUGAUAGCAAACCUAGUCUCUACCAUAGAAAUAGAAUGACUAGAAUGAACAUUCAAGCCAGUCAUGUCAAUGCUCUGUGAUGUAUGGACCGGCACCCAUAUUGAUUGUGCCUAUGCGAGGAAGCACAAGCAACAAGUCAUAAUAUUACAAUGGUCUCCACCAAUCAUCUUGUACUAGUCUAAUCUUAAGCUCAGGUGACUCAUUUAUUGUGGGGGAAGAGGAGACCGGUUCAGCACGUCCCAAAUCGCUUGUAAGGUGGAAGCAAUAUGGUGGAAGCUCCAACACUAUACUGCUUAUACCUGCCCAGACCCUUCGGAUAGAUCUACAAAUGUUGAGGGGUUAGGGACAAUGGGGAAGG